Lathyrus oleraceus (garden pea) is the source of this 543-nucleotide messenger RNA. RefSeq lists its product as uncharacterized. The coding region runs from base 1 to 543 and encodes 180 amino acids. The transcript has a single exon. The record is from RefSeq and is a predicted model, not a curated record. NCBI's taxonomy places the organism in Eukaryota, Viridiplantae, Streptophyta, Magnoliopsida, Fabales, Fabaceae.
AUGGAACAAGAAGAGCGACUUGUACUUGCUCGAAUUGGGAUUCGUCAAAUGCAAAUCUGUGAGUAUGAUGUCUAUGUUCAAGUUGUGGCACAAGAUAUAACAACCAUCUGCUUAUAUGUCGAUGACUUGCUAGUAACUAAAAAUAACUUGAAGAAAUUGUCAAAGUUCAAAGAGCUGAUGAAGAAGGAAUUUGAAAUGUCGGAUCUGGGAAAGUUGUCAUACUUCCUAGGCAUGAAAUUUCAAAUGUCGAAGCAAGUUAUGGUGCUACAUCAAAGAAAGUAUGUCAAGGAGAUACCCAAGAGAUUCAUGAUGGAUGAUUUGACUCCUGCAUCUUCGCCUAUCGAACCAAAUUUGAAGUUUGAGAAGCAUGGAGAGGAAGACAAAACCGAUGCAACUUUGGUCAAACAAAUUAUUGGAUCUCAGAGAUACAUGUGCAACAGUCGACCUGAUAUAUGUUUCUCAGUCGAAUUAGUGAGCAUAUAUAUGAGUGAACCAAGGGUGUCACAUAUGAUGGUUGCAAGAAGAAUCCUGAGAUACUUAUAA